This is a messenger RNA of Mytilus trossulus (common blue mussel), 1089 nucleotides long. RefSeq lists its product as uncharacterized. The transcript has 5 exons. The record is from RefSeq and is a predicted model, not a curated record. Bases 180 to 851 code for a protein of 223 amino acids. NCBI's taxonomy places the organism in Eukaryota, Metazoa, Mollusca, Bivalvia, Mytilida, Mytilidae.
UGUUUUAGCCAAAGGGAAACCAUGUGGAUAAUUAAGACAUCUAAUCAUGUAAGAACUACGGAUGAACCUUUGCAUAAUGACCAUAUGACACAUGUUCUACAGGGUAUAUAAGAGCAUAGUCGAAAACAGAGUUUGUCAAAACAGAAACUUGUAUCAGGAAAAGAAACUUGAAAUUCAAGAUGAACAAAUUGAUGGUUUUGUUUGUGUGUUGUUUGGCAAUUGCUAUUUGCCAGGCGAGUUGGAAAAGUAAAAACAAAAAUAAAUGGAGAAACUAUGCACGCAGAAUGAACUUCAUUAAUACAACAUGGACUAACACAGUUGGCAAUGUGGCUGUAGCGGAAAGCGCAAUAUACCGCGAUGGUUUGGAUGUAGUGUUUGUGAAGUCACGUGACACGGUGAACAAUGAAGCUGUUGGCUUCAAUACGUCGUUCUUCAUAUAUGACGUUAAUGCGGCACUAGGUGCAAUCAGCGUGAAAAGCGGAAGUGUCAAGUUCUGUUUUAUCGCCGAGAUGGACGAUACAAAAACCAUGGACAUUGUGAAACAAGAUUUAGAGGCUCUAAAAAAUAAUGGAAAUGUAGAAAAGACUGUAAAGAGUAUAUACGUCUCUCAGGAUGAUGCUGCCACAGUUCAAACACUUAUGGGAAAGAGUCGUAUGAUCAGUGCCAUAUGUUCUAAAGCAGCCAAUUGUGACAGAGCGUACAUGGCGAGUACACAACAAGGAGACAAAGAAACAGUAGCUACAUGGAAAACCUCUGGAAUGUACAAUAACUAUGAAAUCAAUAUGUCCAUGAAUCCAGACUCAAGCAACAAAAUAUGUAGAGACUGGGUGAAUUUCUGGACAAAGCCCUAGUUAUACAACCGCUCAUUGCCAUUUUUUUUAAAAUUUUUAUUCUUAAAGACAGAUUUUUUUUCAUUCAAGCUCAUUGUUAUUUAUAAUCUUAAUUUAGUUUUUAAUCUUAAAAGCAAAAUUAUUUCAUUCAUGUUCAUUGUCAUUUGUAUUUUAUAUUUUGUUUUUAUCUUAAGGCUAAGUCAUUUCAUUCAUGUUGUUAUACAUUUAUUAUAAAAAUAUAAUUAAAAGUUGUUAUAAA